Messenger RNA from Penicillium hordei, 618 nucleotides. RefSeq lists its product as uncharacterized. Lineage: Eukaryota; Fungi; Ascomycota; Eurotiomycetes; Eurotiales; Aspergillaceae. The transcript has a single exon. The record is from RefSeq and is a predicted model, not a curated record. The coding region runs from base 1 to 618 and encodes 205 amino acids.
AUGGCAUCCUCGCUCCGCAUUGGCCCCCCUUUCCGACACGGUCUCCAAUACCUCCCUAUAAAACGGUCUCGCAAUUUGGCAACUCCACGGAUCGCGCACAGCAUUGCAUCGAAUAUUAGCCGUAACGGCAGCGGUUUACCAUUUCAACCAAGCGCGUUGAAGAUAAAUUACAUUCAAAAAACGGCUAAAGCCGCUCAACGCCAACUUCAACUCCGCGCAUACUCCCACUCAACCCCGCUCAAAACACCGACAGCAGAUAACUUAAUCGAAGAACUAGAAGAGCUUUACGUAAUAGCCAAAGAUCUGUUUGAAACCGCGUCUAAUUCCACCGGUAAGCAAGCAAUCUUUGCUGCGUCUGACCGGGAGUCUUUGCGUGAUGCGUUGGAUCAGCUUGUUACUGUUUAUGAGCUUUACACGACAGGCGAGAAAGGCACUGAGAUGAGUGGGGGAGAUGGUGCAACGGAGGCGGGACUGCCGGGUCCAAUCGUUAGGACGAACUUUGAUGCGGGCAGUAUCUCCGAUACUAUGAUGGGGGACGUUGAAAAAAGGUUCGGGCAGAAGGUUUUUGACUUGAGGAAUGCAGUUGAGGCUCUUGAAAUGAAAGCUCGGGAGGAUUGA